Messenger RNA from Parnassius apollo (apollo), 1203 nucleotides. The record is from the annotation of a GenBank genome assembly. NCBI's taxonomy places the organism in Eukaryota, Metazoa, Arthropoda, Insecta, Lepidoptera, Papilionidae.
AUGGAACAAGGCAUUUUGACUGAAUCUGAAUUAUUGGCGUCUAAUUUUAUUUCUGAUGACAUCUACAAGCAUGAAACUCUGGCAUCUGGCUACAAGCAUGAAAUUGGCAUUAUCAAUCCAACAGAAGAGCACCAUAAUACAAUUGAACAAUCUAUCACUUAUCCGUUACUACAAUCGACUACAUCGGACUUACCUACUGAUUAUAUCACAGGAAAAGAGGAGACGCAAACUUAUUUAAUUUUAAACCCAUCGGAAGACACAAGAACAGCGCUACAGUUGAUCCCCUCUGACUCUCUUCCUCAUGACUUCUUAGAAAAGGAAAUAACGACCAACGCAUUAAAUAAUGAGACAACAACUAAUACUUCCAUUUUGCACCCAACAGAGGUAUAUCAAAACCCAGUCGAACAGAUUACUACCACACCACCGGUAUCCGCAGAGUUAACGAGUGAACAACAUGAAAUGUCAGGACAAAAUAGGACUAUAGCGUCCGAACCACAGCCGCGAAAAAGACAAAAAAAAAGCUGUUCACAAAACUGGAGUGUUAUUAAAAACAAGGAGCAAAGAGAAAAAGGAAAAGCCUAUUUAGGGAAGAAAAAAAUAGACGAUAAGUGGAAAUUUGUUGAACCUAGGAGUGUUAGAAAUAUCAAAGACAGGUGCAACUGUAAGUUGAGCUUAAAAGGUGGUACAAAGUUACAAUGUGAUAAAAUAUCUGAUGAGGAAAGAAAACAAUGCUUCGAAAAGUUUCGGAACAUGACUUGGAAAGAAAAGAAAAUAUAUAUUAAAAUGUUAUCCAUUUGUAAAUCCAAACAAAGAGAAAGGGAACCCCUAUGCAUUACAAGUUUUUCCAACUUAUUUGAGGAGCUCAAUCUGUCUUUAUUCCGACCGAAGAAAGACUUAUGUGAUAUCUGUGAAUCCUUUAAAACUGGAAAUGUCACAGAAUCCGAUUAUGAGGUGCACCGUAGCAUGAAAGAAGAAGCCCGUAGAGAACUAACUAAGGACUCUGCUUCUAAUCACGAAGUGCUUACUAUGGAUUUGCAGUCUGUGCUUCUAAGCCCUCGAUCCAAUAUAUCGGCACUCUACUAUAAAACGAAACUUAUAGUACACAUUUUACUAUGUUCGAUGUCAAAAGAAAUAAGGGAUAUUGUUAUAUCUGGAACGAAAGAGAAGGAAAACUUACAAGUACCGAAUUUUCAACUAUUAUAG